This is a messenger RNA of Durusdinium trenchii, 1263 nucleotides long. Lineage: Eukaryota; Dinophyceae; Suessiales; Symbiodiniaceae. The record is from the annotation of a GenBank genome assembly.
AUGGCCCUGGCCGCGGACGCGUGUCACGCGUGCCGGGCCGGAUCGGAGGAAGCGAAGGUUCGUCCCGUGGAGCUAUGUAGCACCGACAGUGGGACCAGCUACUCCUCAGCCACCUCGGGAGGCAGCUCGGAGCGUCCCACUGGUGCAGGGCUGGUGGACCCUCGCUGCACCAAUCUCAACUUCUUCCAUGACUUCGCACGCAUUGAGGAGAUGAUCGGAAAGGGUUCCUUCACGAAGCGGAAAGAGCUCAGCAGCUGUUGCCGUGGAGAGGGCCAGGUGGAGCUGCAUCUCUGGAGCGGCGAAGGUGAGAAGUUGGUGGUGGUGAAGCGGCUCCCGGCCGAGCGGGUCCGAGUCAACCAAGGACAGCCAGCGAGCGAGCAAGAGCUGUUCCAACGGAGCAUCAGUCGGUCCUCUGAGGACGUGUUGGCGGAGAUCGGGGUCUUCAGCUACCUUGGACAGUGUGAGAAACUGCCGGCGUACAUCUUGGAAAUGCUCUUUGCUCUCCAAAUGGAUCAAGAGGUCUGGCUGGUCUUGGAGCAUGCGGAGGGCGGGGAUUUGUUCAACGUGAUCUCCAAGCGGCCUCCUUCGAAAGAGUUGCUCCUUCUUUGGGCGUGGCAGCUCCUGCAAGCCGUGGCCUUUCUCCACCAGCAAGGCAUUUGCCACCGAGACAUCUCUCUGGAGAACAUCUUGCUGAGUGGGGGCGACAUUCGCCUCAUGGAUUUUGGACAAGCUGUCCAGAGCUCUGAGGCCGGGCAGUUGCUUCGAUACUUCUGGGCGAUUGGAAAGCCCUACUACCGACCGCCCGAGACCUACAUCCCCAGCAGCAGCACCUUCGAGGUGAUGAUGCCGCCGGGGCUCAGCAGCGGUCAGGUGACCCUGGCCAAGACGCCCUCACAGGACUUCCUGUGUCACGUUCGCGUGUUGGACGUGGAAACGGCCACCGCAGAGCCCUACGGGUAUACGGCACCGCCGGUGGACGUGUUCGAGACUGGGGUGAGCAUUUUGAUCAUGUUCUUCGCUGCGCCGCCCUGGCGGCAAGCGAGACCCAAUGACACCUACUUCAAGUGGGUUCAGAGCAACGGACUGCAAGCCUUGGCCAAAUCCUGGAAGAAGGCCUUGCCAGAGCCAGUGGGAGAGCUCCUGAAGCGCAUGCUGCACCUGGAUGCUGAGCAACGGCCCAGUGCUCAGGAGUGCCCUGGAGAGAAUUAUGAGACCCGGGGUUUGAGAAUGAGAUGGAACAAAGAGAAGAGUUUCCCUUUUUGA